Messenger RNA from Callithrix jacchus (white-tufted-ear marmoset), 3528 nucleotides. It is a transcript of the gene ZNF671, whose product is annotated as zinc finger protein 671. Gene Ontology annotation, biological process: regulation of DNA-templated transcription. Lineage: Eukaryota; Metazoa; Chordata; Mammalia; Primates; Cebidae. The record is from RefSeq and is a predicted model, not a curated record.
CUUCCGUCUCCUCCUCGUAGGGGACAUUUUGUUUCGGUGAGGCUGCACCUGGCGGUGGCUCUGUAACACUUGGGUGAGCCGCAGGUGGAGCUGUCGGGAAAGCGCGGAGAUGUUGUCUCCGGUGUCCGCAGACUCGCCCGAAGCUCUGCGGAGACGGAAGUGCCUGCGUCCCGGAUCGAGACGUCUGCCACUCCCAGCAGCUGUCCGCGCCCACGAUCCUGUGACGGAGCUAAGCGACUCCGCACGGGUGGGUGCCGUGUCCUCCGGGCCCUCACCCACCCUUUCUCCGACUCCGAAUCGUAAAGUCCCUGCAGCCCUUGUGUCCCAGGACAGCGAAGCACUCUUGGGCAGGAUCCUAUCUCGGUGUGGGUGGGUGUGGGAGAAUCACGGGCGGACGGGACGGCGCGGGCAAAGCCUCGGGGGUGCUGUUGACCCAUGGGCUUUUGGGAGACCGGGUUGUCGUCAGCAUGGAGCAGAAGUUGAGGAACUGGGCCUGGAGUGGCAGGCUUGAGGCUGAGAAAGCGUUGGGAUUACGUGAGGUUUUGACUAGGACGUGAUCUUAGCUGGGAUUUUACGUGUGUCCAGAUUUGCUGAGGAGGGAACAUGAGUUUGGGGUGGGGACUGUGAGGAUGGGUACGAGGAGACCGGUAAGGAGGUGCUGCAGCGGAUUCCAGGAAUGCCUUGGUGGUGGAUGUACCCGGCAAGAGUGAUGGCAGGGCUGUAUGGUCUUUGAGGAUGUGUUUGUAUACUUCUCUCGGGAAGAAUGGGAGCUUCUCGAUGAUGCUCAGAGACUCCUGUACCAUGAUGUGAUGCUGGAGAACUUUGCACUUUUAGCCUCACUGGGAAUUGCAUUUUCCAGAUCAGAUGCAGUCAUGAAACUAGAGCAAGGAGAAGAGCCCUGGGUAUAUGACCAGGUGGAUAUGACUUCAGCCACAGGAAGAGAGGCCAAGAGGGGACCUAGACCUGGUUGUUGGCAUGGAGUGGAGGAUGAGGUGGUAUCUUCUGAGCAAAGCAUUUUUGCAGGAGUGUCACAGGUCAGGACUCACCCAUGUGACAUAUGUGGCCCAAUAUUGAAAGAUAUCUUACACCUGGCUAAAUACCAUGGAGGAAAAGCCAAGCAGAAACCAUACUGGUGUGGGGCAUGUGGGAGGCAGUUCUGGUUCAAUACGAACUUUGACCAGCACCUGAACCAGCCCAAUGGAGGGAAACCCUUCCAAAGGAAGGAGAGCAGAGACUCUGUGAAAAGCUGCAGAGUCCGUAUGCCAGAGAAGACCCUCACAUGUGGGAAAGGAGGGAGAGACUUUUCAGCCACAUCUGGCCUUCAGCAUCAGGCCUCUCACAGCAGGAUGAAGCCCCACAAGAACACUAAGCUUGUAAGUGGCUUUUGCAUGGGACAGAGGUAUCACAAGUGUGGUGAAUGUGGGAAAGCCUUCACCCGCAAAGACACACUUGCUCGGCAUCAGAGAAUCCACACUGGAGAAAGGCCUUAUGAGUGUAGCGAAUGUGGGAAAUUCUUCAGCCAAAGCUACGACCUCUUUAAACACCAGACAGUUCACACUGGAGAAAGGCCAUAUGAGUGCAGCGAAUGUGGGAAGUUCUUUAGACAAAUCUCUGGCCUGGUUGAGCACAGGCGAGUUCACACAGGUGAAAGACUCUAUCAGUGUGGCAAAUGUGGGAAAUUCUUUAGCAGUAAGUCUAAUCUCAUUCGACACCAGGAAGUUCACACAGGAGCCAGGCCUUAUGUAUGCAUCGAAUGUGGGAAAGAGUUCAGUCGGAAACACACACUUGUACUGCACCAGCGAACUCACACUGGAGAAAGGCCUUAUGAGUGCAGUGAAUGUGGGAAGGCCUUUAGCCAAAGCUCCCACCUUAAUGUACACUGGAGAAUUCACAGUAGUGAUUAUGAGUGCAGCAGAUGUGGUAAGGCUUUCAGCUGCAUCUCUAAACUCAUUCAGCACCAGAAGGUUCACUCUGGAGAAAAGCCUUAUGAGUGCAGCAAGUGUGGGAAAGCCUUUACUCAAAGACCCAACCUCAUCAGGCACUGGAAGGUCCACACUGGGGAAAGGCCUUACGUGUGUAGUCAGUGUGGGAGAGAGUUCAUCCGGAAACAGACACUUGUUCUGCACCAGAGGAUUCAUGCUGGAGAAAAGCUUUAAUAGUGUAACAAAUGUGGGAGACCCUUAGGCCAAUGCCCCCAACUUACUGUAUGGUGGGGAACUAGCAGCAGUUAAUGAGAGCAGCAGAUGCAGGAAAGCCUUUGCCUGGAGGCUGAGCCUUGCCCACCAUUGGGAAUAAAACACUGGACACAGGCCUUAGCAGGCCAAGCAAUACUCAGGUUAGUAUGCUCUGUGGCAGUCCAGAGCAUAAUCACAUGAGUAUGCUCUAUGGAGUUUUGCAAGUAUUUUCAAUGACAUUUGUGAAUUUUUUUCAGUUGCUGAUGAAAAUGGGAUAUUUGAUAUGAUUUAUGAGUCUAUUUCAAAUAAUUAUGGCUAAGGAGUUAUUGGGCAGAAGGAAAUAUGGUAGAGGCUGGUGAGGAAAAUUUUUUGUGAAUAGGUUGGCUUCUAGUCCUUGGGUUGGAGGGGAUAACUAAAUGUCUUGCAAAAGACCCAAACACCUCCCAUUAGGCCCACCUCCUCCAACAUUGGUGGGGGGGUCACAUUUCAACAUGAGAUUUGGAAGGGACACAUAUCUAAACUUUAUCAGCUGUAGAUUCUAGCCUGUAAUUAAGUACUCUCCUAUACCUUUUCUGAACUCCAUCCUGCUGACCCAGCUAACUGCUAUCACGGUAAAAAGGGUGACAGCAUGAUAUGAGGCAUAACGUUAUGGACCUCCUUAUUGAGCUCUCUUGAAUGCGACUUAGUACUGGAGGGGGAGGGAAAAUUAAGAAUCAUUCAGAAGAAAGGUAACUAAAAAUAGAUGGAAGAAACCUUCAGGAAAACUGAAUUGGAUAAAAUUGUUUAGAUGGUUGAUUAAAAAUGACCUUAAACAGGAAAGGAAGAUGGAGUAGUUAAGUUACUAAAAGUAUUGAGUUACUGUAAAAAUGGUUAGCCAAUUAUUCAAAGAUCUGGAAUUAAUUAAUUCACCCUAGUCUUGGUAAUUUUUCAAAAUGUCAAAAUUAUAAAAAGGUGACAAGUAUGAUCUCUUCAGAGCAUGCUCUGAAAGAGCACCAGGAAGGCAGAUGGGGAGUAUUACGACUGAAUGAUGAUGUCAAUCAAAGAAAAUGGCCGGGCGCGGUGGCUCAAGCCUGUAAUCCCAGCACUUUGGGAGGCCGAGGCGGGUGGAUCACAAGGUCAACAGAUCGAGACCAUCCUGGUCAACAUGGUGAAACCCCAUCUCUACUAAAAAUACAAAAAAUUAGCUGGGCAUGGUGGCGCGUGCCUGUAAUCCCAGCUACUCGGGAGGCUGAGGCAGAGAAUUGCCUGAACCCAGGAGGCGGAGGUUGCGGUGAGCCGAGAACGUGCCAUUGCACUCCAGCCUGGGUAACAAGAGCGAAACUCCGUCUGAAAAAAAAAAAAAAAAAAAAGAAAA